AUGAAGGCCAUUCUCAGUAUCGCGGCGUUGUUCGCCCCACUCGCAGCCGCUAAUGUUGCCCAUGGCGAUAUGCCGCCGAGGAGCAUGUCGACAUCCGAGUUCCACCAGGCAUUCAUGGAGAGCGGUAUCGUCCCAGAAGUGAUGGGAUCAUUUGACCCCAUGGUCUCCUUCUACGCAGGAUACAUGGCCAGCGAUGGUGAUAAGGCAUUGAUGAUGCCUGGUUCCAAGCUAAAAAUGAAGGAGGUCAAGAUGCCCUUUGAGUUCAGUGUGGAAAACAUCAGCAUGGCACAAAAUGUGACCAGGAACUCUCGGUUCAUCGUCUUGAUGAUUGGACCUGACUCGCCCUCGCGUGAGAACCCGAGCGAGCGAAACAUCAAGCACUACUUGGCUGGAAACUUUACUGUCGAACAGACCAAGUCGGCGGUACUCAACUCUUCAAUGAUUUUGAAGAAUUCAUCAGCAGCGUUCACCGAAUACAUGCCGCCGGAGCCAAAGUCCGGCAGUGGCAUGCAUCGAUAUAUCUAUCUGCUCUACGUCCAGCCCGAGAAGAUGAACAGGAUGGGAUUUGAUAUGGUCGGUAUGGAUAUGAAGGACCGCAAAAACUUCAACUUGACGUCCUUCCGAAAGAUGGCCGGUCUCAAGCGCCCAAUUGGCGGCACGUUCUUCACAUUGAACAUGGCCAAGGACGGCGGUAAUGGAGGAGGAGGUGGCGGCGGCAACAACGGGGGAAAUAAUGGUAACGGAAACAACGGUAAUAAUGGCGGUAAUGGCGGCAACGGAAAGAACGCCGCAUCCUUGAUCCAAGCAGGGUCCUGCGUCGUCUUCGUAACCUUGUUUACAUCCAUGUUUAUUUGGAUGUAG
This is a messenger RNA of Colletotrichum chrysophilum, 861 nucleotides long. RefSeq lists its product as uncharacterized. Bases 1 to 861 code for a protein of 286 amino acids. The transcript is spliced from 3 exons. NCBI's taxonomy places the organism in Eukaryota, Fungi, Ascomycota, Sordariomycetes, Glomerellales, Glomerellaceae. The record is from RefSeq and is a predicted model, not a curated record.